AUGAACGUCAAGAUCGUUAACGUACCCGUGAAAGAUAAAUCUGGUCAACCUACAGAAAGCGACGGCAAACCUAUCCUUCGAAGCACACUGGUAUCGAACAAGGAUAUCAAAGCGGGUGACGUGCUAUACAUGGAAAAAGCUGUUGUUGCGACACUAGAUUUUGAUCUUCAGAAUCUACGCACUCAUUGUACGCACUGUCUUCGACGGAUAGAUGCCCCUAUUUCGGUCCCCGAUGAUCCGCUGGAUGCCACCUACUGCUCCAAAGGAUGCCAAGUAGCCUCCAAGAUUCAAUCCCAAAAUGUACUUUUCGGGCUCGACCCUCCUCUUCCUUCAAACUCCGAGGAGCCAGAAAAGCCAAAGACAGAAGCGGAACUAGUUGAGCGCAGGAAAUCACAGGAAGAGUUCGUCGAGACGUUACGCAAGACUGGUGCAACGCGGGCACUACUUGUCGCUCGUUUCAUUGCAUGCAUGGUAGCUGAACAAAGCGCCAAGCUUGGUGCUGCAGUUAGCCCUUCGUCCAAGAACUCGUCACCGGCUGAUUUGUUCGGCUUGCCUGAGCCUGAAGGAGACUCUAAUACCUAUUCGUUCUACGAUCAUGUAGAACGACUCAAGUACCUCGAGAUUACCGAAACGCCAAUCGAGAUCGAAGAAGUGAAUGCUUUGAAAAAAGCAAUGAAGAAUGCUAUGGAAGGACUAGAGGAAUUUGUUGGGGAUAGGUAUCCAUUGCUGAAAGGAAAAAUGGCAUAUAAUGCAAUUGGGCCUCCGGUUACCGUACGACCAGAAGAUAUUGAACGCACUCGUACACCAAGUGGAACGUCUCGGCAAACCGGCUCUGCAUUUUAUCGGGUUUCCUCAUACCUCGCACAUUCAUGUGCUCCGAACGUAGCACCUUCUUUCCAUACCGGAACUUCCGAUUUGCAUCUUGUAGCCAAUGAGAAUAUCACAUCCGGCACUGAACUCACGAUGGCAUAUGUUGACGUGAACCAAGGCCCAACUGAGACAAGACUCGAAGCCAGAAGGAGGCGAAGGCAAGAGCUUGCAAGGGGAUGGCGCUUUGCGUGUGAGUGUUCCAAGUGCUUGAAGGAAGUUGAGGAGGGGAUUUUGGAAGAAGACAAAAAGGCGGAAGGGGAUGCCGCGGUCAAGGAGGACCUAGAAUUGGGCUCGGAGGCCAAGCUGGAGGAUGCGGUCCGCCGGUAUGAAUCUGGCGAGAAACCAACUCCGGAAGUCGACGUUGAAUGA
This is a messenger RNA of Rhizoctonia solani, 1239 nucleotides long. RefSeq names its product MAS20 protein import receptor. Bases 1 to 1239 code for a protein of 412 amino acids. The record is from RefSeq and is a predicted model, not a curated record. NCBI's taxonomy places the organism in Eukaryota, Fungi, Basidiomycota, Agaricomycetes, Cantharellales, Ceratobasidiaceae. Gene Ontology annotation, molecular function: protein binding. The transcript is spliced from 5 exons.